Strigops habroptila (Kakapo) is the source of this 8411-nucleotide messenger RNA. It is a transcript of the gene GOLGA3, whose product is annotated as golgin A3. The coding region runs from base 542 to 5098 and encodes 1518 amino acids. NCBI's taxonomy places the organism in Eukaryota, Metazoa, Chordata, Aves, Psittaciformes, Psittacidae. The record is from RefSeq and is a predicted model, not a curated record. The transcript has 25 exons.
GCUGCCCCUCCCUCCGCUCCCGGAAGAGUCCGUCCGGAAAAGCCGCCGCCUCGCCAGCGGGCCGGGCGGCACCGGCCGGCUCCUCGGCUGUACCAGGCCGUCGCGGCUCCCGGCCGAGGGACGCAGGGCCCGGCUGGGCAGUGGCAGCGCGGCCGCGGGGCGGAGGGGUCCGCGCCGGGUCCGGCCCUCGGCGGUGUCGGCGCCCGGCUGGCGGGGAGGGAGAACCGCGUUGCACCGCCGCGCCCUCCCCUCCCCUUCCCGGCGGAGGCAGCGCCACGUCUCGGGCAGGAGCCGGCGCCGGGCGGGCGGCCCCAGAGGAUGCAGCUCCUUGAUGAUUACAACUUUGGCGGCGAGCUGUUUUCAUGAUCUCCUGGAAUUACCAGCUGCCUGCUGCACACCAACAGCUGUGAAGCUCAGAGCUGUGCUCCUGGGUAACAUCUUGAUGCUGUUGUUGCGGAUGGAGAGAAACAGGACUUGGUAGUUCACUUGGAAGCAAAUUAUUCAGAAGAAAAACUUUCUAGAGAUCUGGAUCAUUUUUACCAUGGACUCCUCAUCUGUUCAGCAGGAUGUUCAUUUGGAGAAUAGAAGCAGUAAUGGGGCCCCUAGCAGCUCUGAAGAACUUUUGGAUUGUAAAGCCAAGUCAGAUUUGCCAGUUACAGCAGAUGAAGUUAACACUACCAGUGUUAACAUCAGUGAAGUGCCAAAUGAAGAGGGAAGUCUGGAGAUAAACUGCAAAGUGGAUGCCUGCCAGAAUGGGCCAGAGUCGUUCUUCCCUGACUCUCCUGUAUCUUUUGACCCCACCAGCAGUGCACAGGGUCAAGAGUCAUCCCCAGGUGUGACUGGUUUCCAUGGCAGCCUAAGGAAGUCUCAGGGAACUAGUGCUGAGGGCAUAGUUCUUAGAAAAGAAGCUUUGCAGUCUCUCAAACUAAGUCUUCCCAUGCAAGAAACUGAAUUGUGCUCAGUAGAGUCUUCACUCCCAUUGGAGAAAGAAGAACAAAUAAGACUUCAAGCAAGAAGACGGCUAGAAGAACAGCUCAAACAAUACAGAGUGAAGAGACAUCAAGAAAGAUCGAAUCAGUCUACAUCCAAACACCGGCCCUCCAGCACCCUAGAUCCUGAGCUGAUGUUAAAUCCAGAAAUCUUGCCAAGAGCCAGCACUGUAGCAAUGACAAAAGAAUACUCCUUUUUGCGGACCAGUGUCCCCAGGGGGCCAAAACUGGGUAGCCUGGGACUUCCAGCAUCCUCAAAAGAGAGAAGAAGUUCAAAAUCUAAGGCCAGUAAGAUCCGGUCCUUGGCUGACUACAGAACUGAAGAUACAGGCUCUAGAAAUGCUACUGGGAAUUUUGUGGCUACUGAUUUAUCUGGUGGGACUCUGAAGCAAAGCAGAAGUGGUCCAACAUCAGUUGUUUCUGAGAUUAGUCUACCCUCUGACACAGAUGAUCGAAUAGAGAAUUCCUCCUUGGCAGAAGAUAGUGUUUCAGAGAUUGAUGGGAGUGAAGUGGGAAUGAGGCUGGAUGGAAAUGAGAGUGACAGCUCUACCUACAGCAGUGUGUCAGGAAAAGGGCUGUAUAACAGUUUACAGAAUGCAGAAGGCAGACAGGGUAUUCCAUAUACAGUAAAUGGUCAGAAGAUACAUCCUGAUGCAAUGGGGCAAUUUCCUUCCAUCAGCGAGGUGCUACAGGCUGCAGCAGUGGAGCAUCAAGCCCAAGAACAAGAAAUUAAUGGGGAAGUACGGAGUAGGAGAGACAGUAUUUCUAGCAGUGUUUCUAUGGAAAGCUCUAUCGCAGGAACUCAUGACGAAAUGUUGCAGGUUCUGAAGGAGAAGAUGAGACUUGAAGGGCAACUAGAAGCACUCUCACUAGAAGCUAAUCAGGCUCUCAAAGAGAAGACUGAGCUACAAGCCCAACUGGCAGCUCUGAACAUGAAGCUUCAAGCGCAGAUGGAGCACAGCCAAAACAGCCAGCAGAAGCAGGAAUCUCUGAGCUCAGAAGUGGCCACAUUAAAGCAGUCUUGCUGGGAUCUGGAACGCGCAAUGGCUGACCUGCAAAAUGCGUUGGAAGCAAAGAAUGCUAGUUUGGCUUCUUCAAAUAAUGAUUUGCAGUUAGCAGAGGAACAGUACCAAAGACUCCUGCUGAAGGUUGAAGAUAUGCAAAAAAAUGUUCUCACCAGAGACAGCACAGUUCAUGAUCUACGACAGCAGAUGGCUUCCUUACAGAACCAGCUUCAGAAGGUGCAGUUGGAACGGACCACACUGACCAAUAAGCUAAAGGCAUCUGAAACAGAAAUCACAUCACUCCAAAACGUGCGGCAGUGGUACCAGCAGCAGCUUGUACUAGCACAGGAGGCCCGUGUCAGGCUGCAGAGCGAGAUGGCCAAUAUACAGGCUGGGCAAAUGACCCAAGCAGGUAUGUUGGAACAUCUCAAACUGGAGAAUGUGGCACUGUCUCAGCAGCUGACUGAAACCCAGCACAGGUCCAUUAAAGAAAAGGAGCGUAUUGCAGCACAGCUGCAAAAUAUUGAGGCUGACAUGUUAGAUCAAGAAGCUGCCUUCAUGCAGAUUCAGGAGGCUAAAACCAUGGUGGAAGAAGACUUGCAGAGAAAACUAGAGGAGUUUGAGGAUGAAAAAGAACAGCUUCAGAAAAUGGCUGAUUCUGCAGCAACACUGGAGCAAGAAUUGGAACAGGUCAAGUUGACUUUGCAUCAGCGAGAUCUGCAGCUUGAAUCUUUACAGCAAGAACACCUAGACCUAAUGAAGCAAUUCACUCUGACCCAAGAGACAUUGCACACCAAAGAGCAGUCCCUGGAUGACCUGCAAACACAGUAUGAUGAACUGAAGGCCAGAUUAGAAGAGUUCCAAAGUGAUGCUACGUCUAAAGAUGACAUGAUCCAGUAUUUGCAGAAUGAGAAGAUUGUCUUGGAAGUAGCUCUGCAGGCAGCAAAAACGAGCAAAGAGCAACUUGACGAAGGAGCGGCUCGCCUUGGAGAAGAUACAGAAGUAGCAUCUCAAGUCUUGGAACAACUGAGGCAAGAAAUGGCAAUCAAGUCAAGCCAGGUAGAAAAUCUACAACAAGAAAAUGCCAGCCUUAAAAAACAGGUUCAAAAAGUGAAGGAACAGUUCCUGCAGCAGAAGGUAAUGGUGGAAGCUUAUCGAAGAGAUGCAAGUUCUAAGGACCAGCUGAUUAGUGAACUGAAAGCUACAAAGAAGCGACUGGACUCGGAAGUGAAAGAGUUAAAACGAGAGCUACUGAAAAUUCAAGUUGAAAAACAGUCACUUGAAUCUGAACAUUCAAAACUACAGAAGGAAGUAUCUCAGGUUCACCAGCAGAUGGUGGAAAUAGAAAAUCAGCUUCAGUCAGUGCAGAAAGAACGAGAUGAUAUGGAAACACGCCUACAGUCUUUGCAGUUCAAUAAGGAACAAAUGGCAUCUCUUGCUGAGGAAAAUCAGGCAUUAAAACAACAAGUAGAACAAAUGCAAGAAGAAGCAAAAAAGGCCAUUACUGAGCAGAAACAGAAGAUGAAGCGUCUAGGGUCAGAUCUGACGAGUGCUCAGAAAGAGAUGAAAGCAAAACAUAAAGCCUAUGAGAAUGCAGUUGGCAUUCUUAGUCGUCGGCUGCAGGAAUCUCUGGCUGCAAAGGAAUCUGCUGAAGCAGAGUUGAGCAAACUAAAAACGCAAAUCACUGAUGGUGGAAACAACCAGAUUGCUCAAGAAAGGAUUCAAGCUCUGGAGACAGAAUUGCAAGCUGUUAGCAGCAGUAAGUUGAUGCUGGAAAAAGAGCUGCAAGAAGUGAUUUCACUUACCAGCCAGGAGCUUGAAGAAUACAGAGAGAAAGUGCUGGAACUUGAGGAUGAGCUUCAGGAAUCUAGAGGCUUCAGGAAGAAGAUAAAACGCUUAGAAGAAAUUAAUAAGAAGUUGGCCCUUGAACUGGAGCAUGAACGUGGAAAACUUACAGGUCUUAGUCAGUCCAACGCUGCUUUGCGGGAGCACAAUAAUAUCCUCGAAACAGCACUAGCAAAAAGAGAGGCAGACUUGGUACAACUGAAUCUACAGGUUCAGGCUGUCUUAAAGCGGAAAGAGGAAGAGGAUCAGCAAAUGCAGCAACUUAUUCAAGCUUUGCGGGCUUCCUUAGAGAAAGAAAAGUUAAAAGUUAAAGACCUUAAGAAGCAGGAAGCAGCAGCCAAAGCGGAUGCAGCACAUAACCGCCGUCAUUACAGAGCUGCUGCGCUCGAGCUCAGUGAAAUCAAGAAAGAGCUACAUGCCAAAGAACUGCUUGUCCAAGCCCUUCAGGCUGAAGUGGACAAACUGCAGGCAGAGGAUGAAAAACAUUCCCAGGAGGUAUCACAGUUUCAGGAAGAGCUAGCAGAAGCCAAGUCUCAGCUCCAACUUCUGCAGAAAAAGCUGGAUGACAAACUUAGUGAACAGCCUGUAGUAAGCCAAGAGGUGGAAGACCUCAAGUGGGAAGUAGAACAAAAAGAAAGAGAAAUUGAAACACUUAAGCAGCAGUUGGAUAUGAGUGAACAGCGCAGCCACAAAGAGUUGGAAGGGAUACAAGUUGUCUUGCAGAAUAUCAAGACUGAGUUGGAAAUGGUGAGGGAAGACCUGUCACUGACUCGGAAGGAUAAGUUUAUGCUGCAGGCUAAAGUGACUGAACUGAAGAACAGUAUGAAGUCGCUGCUGCAGCAGAACCAGCAGCUGAAGUUGGACUUGAAGCAUGGCAAGAUGAAGAAGAAGAAGGAACUGAAAGGAGAGAAUAACUCUUCAAAUCCUGUGACUCCAGUCAAGAUUCCUGAUUGUCCAGUGCCCGCUGCCUUGCUGGAAGAACUGUUGAAACCAUCGACAGCUGUGAGCAAGGAGCCUUUAAAAAAUCUGAACAGCUGUCUCCGGCAAUUAAAGCAAGAAAUGGACAGCCUUCAGCGUCAGAUGGAGGAACACACCAUUACAGUACAUGAGUCAAUGUCUUCGUGGACUCAGAUUGAGGGGCAACUAAUGGACUUUACUUCUACCAGUCCUGCAACUGCAUCAGAUCAGCAGGAGAUUCCUGAUGUAGAAGAAAAGAAACAGAACUGUAACGUUAGUAACCAGGAAGCUUUGACACUAUAACCCCCUUAUCAGUUGUCUUUCUUCCUAUUGCUUUAAUCACAGGCCAGUAGGGAGCUUUGCUUCACUGCACAAACACUUCUUGCACCUUUUUAGUUCGACUUUUGAAGUAGACACCCUUGAAAAAAGGUAUGUGUGUAAUAUAUAUAUAUAAGAAAUCAUAAUUUUUUGACUCUGAAUAUCUGUUCUAAUAUGCUUAUAUACUGUAAGAUAAGGCUGACAUGAGGGGGUUUUGUUACUGUCGUUGAUUUAAUGUUACAUUUAAGUUCGCUGGUUUUUGACAUACUGUACAAGUGGUUUAGGGAAAUUAGCCCCUAAAGCCAGAAAUGUAAUUAUUUUUACUUUAAAAUACAAAAUUAUAAUGCCUAUAAAAUUAUUAUUUUUAUUAGCUUUAUCUUCUUCCACACACUUCCCCUACUUUUUGCACCCUCUAUUACAAGGUGACCAUCAUGAAUGGAAAUGUUGGUACUGUGGCAGCCCCUCUGCAGGGCACCUUGACUAGAUCAUUAUUAAAGCAGCCUGCUUUAGAUUCGUUUGCCUUUGGUCCUGUUGCUCCACGUGGCUCAUAGUGCAGCAAUAAACCUGCCCUCUCUUUCAAAAAUCCUGUGUGGAGGGGGACUUUCUUUCAGAAAUUCCAUCAAUUAUAUCCAGUAUAGUUUGGAGUUUAAAAAAUCCCCAAAAUCUACUAAGUAUACAAGUAGAUUAAGUGGCGGGGGGGGUGCGGAAUUCUAGUUUCCGUAUUUUUCCAGAGAUUGCUGCUGCUUUUGGAUGGGUUUGGUAGUUGGGGGUGAAUGACUGUAGUUUGCUUAGGACAGUAGGAUGUCAUGUCACUGUAAGUGACAAAAGGCAAAAAAUAAGCAAACAAAAACCCCAAACCCACCUGUAUUUAUCCAAAGUCUGAUUUCUCAGAACUAGCAAUUCAAGCUCCAGUCCAGUUGAACGCUUUGCACCCAAAGUGUCUAUACUGACUGAUUUCAUGCCCCUCAGCUACUGGAUUUUAACUUACGAUUUAUUGAGAUCAAAGUCAAGUGAUGCUAGAAGUCAAAGUUUUGAAAUUGGUGAAGGAAGAAAUGCAUUGUCAUGGCAUUAAGUGCCCGUCAGACAGAGGUACCAAACAGUUCAAAGAACAGUCAAAAGCUUUACAGACUAGCUUAGAUACGUUAAUGUCUGCAUACUGCCGCAGUCUACUUUGCAGAGUAUAUGGUACUGAUUAUCUCACUGCUGUCAUGUUCUUGAAGUUGCCUGUAUAUUAAGCUUAAAGAAGAAAAAACCCCAAUGCAGUAUUGUUACAGAACAAAGUUAGAAGUAUGUAAUGAAUAAUAUAUUCAAGUAUAAAAAAGUUUUCAAAUGUUCAGGAUUUUAAAUAAACUUAACACUUGUGCGGCAUUAAUGUUGCUGUUCAUUUUAGUAAAUACACUGCCUUCAGUUAAGAAUUCAUUAUGUUUUAAUCUCUGAAGUUUGGCAACACUUGUAUGGACAAAGCUUUUAUAAGGUAUCAAAGAAGCCAGAAUUGUUAGAAGCCUUCGUAGUUCUUCAAAAUCUCUGCUCUACUCUCCUUUUUGUAUCAAUAAUCAUACUGCAUUCUGUUUUCAGUGCAGUCCUGCAUUUUCUCACUAGCUCCUUAAAGACAUCUGAGGUUACACAAUCAAGUAGCCUUAGGUGCGUCCUUUUCUUUUUGAAGAUGAGGGAGCAGUGGUGAAGUGCUCAGGUUAUGUUUCCACACUGACCCACCUGUUGCUCUCUGAAAGUACCUGGACAUGAGGUAUUUUUGCUUUAUAUUCACCUUGUGUUUUUUCUACAAACAGAAGCACCAUGCUUAAAUGAAGGACAAAUGGUGAGACUUUUGAGGGUCUAAAUCUAGUGAGGUACUAAGUCAAUUAAUUUACAGAAGUCACUGGGAAACCUUCUAGAAGGAGUACACAGCACAUGAUAAAAGCAAGGCCUUUUAUUUGAAGCUCAUCAACAAUGUUUCUUAAUUAUCCAGAGAAAUAGUUGCUGUUUUAUUAAAAAGCCUCACCCUGAGGCUGAGCCUGCUUGCUCUACAGAGCUUCAGGUCUCUGCUGUCUAAGCAAUAAAACAAACUAGUUGUAGGAAUGAAAACUGUCUCCCCUCUGUCUGUCACAGCAAUGCCAGAUCAGAGGAAAAUCUGAACAAUACUCUCUUAAAGACUUGUCUUUUUCUUUUUCAAGCACUGCAAUAGAAUGUAUUUUCUGUGUCUGUUUCUUCAGUGGUUGCUAUCUACUAAACCAAGUCUUUAUGAAGGAGAAAUGUCACUGCAGUGUGUUUCCCAAGUGAUUAAAGUUGGUAAAUGCUGCAGCAUUACUUAUUCAGAUGCUGUUUGGGGUUUUGAGAACUCUUUAAUAAUUUUGCGUUUAAAAAAACCCAAAACCAAAACAUGGCCAAAAGAACCCAGCAAACUGUACAAUGGAAAAAAAAUGUUGGAGUCUCUGAUGUUGCUGAACGUUGCAUAAUGCUCCAUUCUAUUGUCUUCCGGAUUUCUUGGAAAUAUUUGUGCACUGUAUUGGGAUCAGUUGAGCCCCUUACCCACUCAUGCAAGGGGGGGAUCUGGUCCCAUACUGUUUAUUCAGGCAAUACUCUAACUGAAAUACAUGAGAAUUUCACAUGUGUAAAGAGUAAAGUAACAUCCAGAAUGGAAGUUCUGGUGCUUGCAUUUUCAUGGAUUAUGUAUUCCUCCAUAGGGGAGUGAACUGCAGUGGCAUGGAUGUUUUAAUGUUAGCUAUGAGAACCUGAAAGGUGCACUGGGGACAGAUAGUAUUAUCAAUAUAAAUUUAACUUAAAAGAUGACAAAUUCACUACAGGUGAUGCAAAAGUACGUGAUUUAUGUUUUAUUAACUUUGCCAGGGAAGUGUGAAUAGUUGCAUGUGACUUGCUGUGACCAGAGCCUUUAAUUAUUUUCAUGUGAAAGCAAUUACUAGUCCAAAGUAAUUACUACUGCUCAUCAGCUGUCAUCUGAUCACUCUUGUCUUCUAUACUAUUGUGUAACACUUCAGUCUUGGGCAGUAGGGCAGCCUAAUUUCCAAUACAGAUGCACAGAUUUCUAGGGAAAGAUAUUCUGGAUAUUGUAAAUGAAAUACUGUUAUGUUUUAUACAUGACAUUCAGUAAUGUCUGCUUAGGCUGUAUUUGUAAAGAUAGAAGUUAAUAAUUUCAUGUUCUUGAGUGGGUAACCCAGGGGAUGGAGGAGUUACGCUAUGUACAAUUAAUAUUUAUGAUCAUACAAAGCAUGUUGAUUAUAAAAAUAAUGUGCAUAGGAAUUCCUUUAAAAGUUUUGUGCAAUAAACUAUUUUUGGUAAAGGG